This is a messenger RNA of Limulus polyphemus (Atlantic horseshoe crab), 1386 nucleotides long. RefSeq lists its product as uncharacterized. The record is from RefSeq and is a predicted model, not a curated record. The transcript has 5 exons. The coding region runs from base 701 to 1204 and encodes 167 amino acids. Lineage: Eukaryota; Metazoa; Arthropoda; Merostomata; Xiphosura; Limulidae.
AAAUCGAGGCUGUAGCAAGUACGCGUAGGUUUUGGAACGAACAGGCGAUGUAAACAAACCAAUAAUUUACAUGGUUCUGUGUGUGAGUUGGAAGGCAGACGCGACGCAGACAGUCAUUUUUGAUAGACAUUCGGGCUUGUCGAGAGCGUGUUUUUAUAGGUGCCAGAUGGCAACUCACUUUCUUUGAAACCUAGAUUUCAGUGUAUUGUGAAAAUACAAUUCUAAAUACCACUGCUAAAAACCUGUAUGGAAAAAUCGUUAUUUUCAAAAGACUAAAUUGCUACAAAACAUAUUAAAUCAAUUUCUCUAUCGAUCGAUCGUCGUGGACUUUAUGGCUAUGCUAUUAGCGAACUUGUUAAACGGGUUCUAACCACUAGAGACCACUGGGGUUAAGUGCUCCAAGCAGCCCUAACCAGAUCGUAAGUCCAGCCUCCAAGUUACCACGGCAUAAGCGAUGGCCUCACAUUUUAUACAGAGUGCACCAAGCUGAUAUAAUCCUCAUCUGGGUCUUUACGGAGUUGUAGACAGGCAAACAUAAGAGGUUUUAAAAUUUCACUAACAUCUCAUAAUUUCUCGCCUUUGUUUUAUCACCUGUCUCCAUGGUAACGACUGAUAAUACUGCGCCAUCGUGUGGUGUACAAAUACAUCGACUCAUAUUACCUAGUGCCAUGUCGCCUGAAAAAUAACUGCUUUUAUAAUAAUGUCGGGAGUGAAAAAACACGCCUCAGUUCGUCGACCUAGGGAAAACAACCCUUCCCAACACGACAGCAGACGGAGAAAUGGUCAGAGAAAACAAAGAGUUAUUGAAGAACCAACAGGAAUGGAGAUUCCUCGACAUAAUUUUGUUGCUCAGGAUGAUCGUUGGAGAAACUGUGUCGAGAAAGAGAAAAACGCUUUCAAGAACUGGGAGGAAGACUGGGGUUUUUUAAAAACUUUUUGGAAAGAGUUGAAAGAAGAUCUCAAUCAAAUAGAAAAUGUUUCCAGUCCUUCCGAAGACUAUCAGGCGAAAAAUCCAGCACAAGAAAUUUCCCCACACAAUACAAGUUGUGUUAAGCCUUCACCAUCCCCACCUCGCACGUCCUCAGCUGUAGUUGGUUGGAGAUCGGCACACGCAGAUUAUUGUUUGGAACUUUACGGUCGAUAUGCUCGUCCAAAAUCAAAAUUUGAAGAGAAACUCAGACUUCCGGCUGAUUUUCAUUUGUAAAAAAUAUGCCAGUUUAGCUUCAUGGCGUUAAACUAAGUUAUAUUUGAUAAUUUGAAACUGUGUGAUGUGCUAACUUCUAAACAUGACAUUUUGUUGAGAUGUGGCAGCCAUUUUACUGAGCUUUUAAUAUGCCUUGUUUCUUAUUAAAGUGUAAAAUCUAUGCUGUAAUAAAGACUUUGAUG